AGGCACUCUUGGCUGCGGGGGUGUCAUGACGGGCAGGAGGAGGAGGAGGAGGAGGGGCGCACGGCGUGCCCGAUCGCCGCGAUGAGCGGCGCUGACGCCGACUGGCUCCGGCUGGCGCUGCGGCGCACGGAGGAGGCGCGGCAGCGCUGGAGGCUGCGGUGCGUGGCGGCGGAGGCCGGGCUCCAGGCGCUGCAGGCGCUGCAGGCGCCCAGCGCGGGGGGCCCCGCGGACGAGGACGAGCUCGAGGUGCAAGUGGCCCUGAGCCAGGUCGAGGCGCUGGAGGAGCACCAGGACCGGGGGGAGCUGGAGGCGUGGGAGCGGCGGAUCCAGUCCGAGGCCUCCGCGGCGCAGCAGGAGGUCGCCGCCGCGCGCGCGGCGCGGCCCGCCGGUCCC
Molecule: messenger RNA, 393 nt
Organism: Prorocentrum cordatum
Lineage: Eukaryota; Dinophyceae; Prorocentrales; Prorocentraceae
Source: the annotation of a GenBank genome assembly